AUGCGGUAUCAGGUCGGAAGAGCUUGCGCAGUCGCAGGCUAUAACAAGCUAUUCGACCAGCUGCAACUGCUUCUAGACGUCUCCAUUGCGGAAGAGGCUGAAGACAGCAACAACGCCUACAUCCGAGAUGCUAUCAUUAGCAAGCCAGUGAGGUACGCCGUUAUGAACGACUACGCCAGGACUAUCGAUAUAGAUAAAGCGAGAGCCGGCGCAUGUCUUAACGGUGAUACUGCGGUCAGGUCAUCUCUCGAAAAGAAGCGUCGUCAUGGCCACGAUACCGAAGAAUAUAUUACUCUCAUUACUUCGACAUCCAAGAGGACCGCCACAUACGCCCUAAGCAUUGGCGAGGCCCUGAGCAUACGGUUCUACAAAGCCAGUAUGCGGACCUGA
Molecule: messenger RNA, 390 nt
Organism: Colletotrichum gloeosporioides
Lineage: Eukaryota; Fungi; Ascomycota; Sordariomycetes; Glomerellales; Glomerellaceae
Exons: 2
Coding region: 1-390 (129 amino acids)
Source: RefSeq, a predicted model, not a curated record